AUGCAGUUUUUUGCUCCUCUCGUCGCUCUUGUCUACCUCGUCGCCGGUGCUGAAAGUGCGUGCACCGGACCGAACGCGCGCACUACUCCGCCUCCCGGUGCCAUUGUCGUUGACGCCACAGGUGCCUACAGGGGGAGUUUCAAGACGGUGUCGGAAGGGGUAGCAAAGCUGUCCACCGCGACGGGAGAUAGCACGCUCUUCUUGAUGCCCGGCAUUUAUAAAGAGAAGGUCACGGUCCCGCCGCUCAAGGGCAAGCUUAUUGUACAGGGCUACACGUGUGACACGACUUCGUACUCUGCGAAUCAGGUCACUAUCACCCGUGCCAUGGCGCAAAACGAUAUCCCCGCCAGCAUCACCAAGAAUCGCAAUGACUACACGACCACGCUGCUGCUUAAGUCGAGCAACGUGAAAGUGUACAAUCUCAACGUUGCAAACACGGCCGGGAACGUUGGUCAGGCCAUUGCAAUGAAGAUUGACGGUGCUAACUACGGAAUCUACGCUUGCAAGCUCACAGGUUACCAGGACACUUUGUACGCGAACCAAGGACCUGCGCUCUUCGCCAAGUCAUACAUUAAUGGUGCCGUUGAUUUCAUUUUUGGUCUGUACGCGAAGACUUGGUUUGAGUCAUGCGACAUUGAGUCUAUCGGCAAGGGAUGCGUCACUGCCAACGGCCGCACCGACAACUCGAACCCGUCCGAGUAUGUCUUCAACAAGGCUCGUGUCUUCGGUUCCAAACCGGGGCAAGCUUUCCUGGGUCGUCCGUGGCGGCCGUACGCUCGCGUUGUUUUCCAGAACAGUGAUCUCAGUGACGUUGUCGACCCCGCAGGAUGGCAAAAGUGGAACGGCGACAACAACACGGGUAACGUCUACUUCAAGGAGUUCAACAACAGAGGAGCAGGGGCUGCGACCACCAAGCGUGUAGCUUUCAGCGGAACGCUCCAGAAACCUGUGGCCAUCACGGAAAUCCUUGGGGAGGGUUAUGGGUCCGCUUGGUGGGUGGACAAGUCGUUCAUGUAG
Phytophthora infestans T30-4 is the source of this 1017-nucleotide messenger RNA. RefSeq names its product pectinesterase, putative. Gene Ontology annotation, molecular function: pectinesterase activity. Gene Ontology annotation, biological process: cell wall modification. Lineage: Eukaryota; Oomycota; Peronosporomycetes; Peronosporales; Peronosporaceae. The record is from RefSeq and is a predicted model, not a curated record. The transcript has a single exon. The coding region runs from base 1 to 1017 and encodes 338 amino acids.